Triplophysa dalaica is the source of this 4722-nucleotide messenger RNA. RefSeq names its product stonustoxin subunit beta-like. The transcript has 2 exons. NCBI's taxonomy places the organism in Eukaryota, Metazoa, Chordata, Actinopteri, Cypriniformes, Nemacheilidae. Gene Ontology annotation, molecular function: protein binding. The coding region runs from base 4052 to 4690 and encodes 212 amino acids. The record is from RefSeq and is a predicted model, not a curated record.
UUGAAUCUUAGUGCAUUUCUGUUGAAAUAUGAUUUAUUUUUAAUUAUUUUAAUUGUCAUUUUCACAUUAUUCAGUCAUUAUUGUUUAAUAAGUAAUCGAGUUUCUGACGUUGCGUGUCGUUUUGUUAUAUUCGGGGACACACAACAUCAGUGCAGUCCUGUCAUGAUUUACUAUUAGUUAAUGUGAACACCGCACAUACACGACAUUUAUGUUUGUCCAUACAUUAUAUAAUGAUGUGUCGCUUAUAUAUUUACAACAGUUUUAUUUGUUUCUUUUCUAGAGAGAUUUCGUGUUAGUUUUACUGUAAAAUAAAUAAUGUAACAUAUAGACUGCUUCGCAAGAUGUAAACACUGGUCCAAGGCACUUCCCGUUUCAUUUUUUAAAGUUUUUAAUUAGACAUGUACAAUUAAUCUUAGUGUUAUGGUUAAAUCCAUAUCAUAUUCAACAUGAUGUUGAAUUACAUAUUUAUUAUAUAUACAAUGUAGUGUAGGUUUUACUUUUGGGGAUUCCUGUACUAUAAAUUCAUCAUUUUAUUUAGUCUAAACAUCAAAAAUAAUUGGUGUUGGGAAACAGUUACCCUGUAAAAAAAAUGUGGAUAGUACUAAAGAUCAUGUGCUCAACUCAUUGUUGAUUCAGUGUUAUUCAGGUAACAUAUAUAUCUUUAUAUGUAUGCAGGGCCACUAAACAACUUUUUACAAACUAAACAAAAUAAAUCAAAGGCCUUAUAAGUUACAAAGUGCAACAUUGAUGUUCAUUUUGUGUUCACUUUAGAGAUAAUCUGCUACCACAACUUUUGUACAAUUGACCUAUUGGUAAGUCUUGCCCCCCUUAGAUACUGUUGCUAACAGUGUCUUUCAAUGGCAGUUUUAUAAAGAUACCUCUUCCACCUGCCAUUCGUAAAUUCUUUCGUGUAUGAGAUCAUAAAAUCCACACUAGGACUGCUAGCACAAGCUGGUCAUUAAAUAAAUGGGUGUAGCCCCCUUCGUCGAGUUUAACUAUAUUAAUAAAUAUUGACACCUGCUGCACCAUCUAAAGCAGUGGUUCUCAACCUUUUUUGAAUACUCUGAGAUAGCACACAUACAUCUGGCUUAUGUCUGUUUGAUAUCAGCACUUACAUCUGCAAGACAUCUCCAAUACAUAGUUUGCUCAUCUGCAAUACGUCUCAAAGAUGUCUGCUGUCAGACGUCAUAUGGACAUCUAGAAGAAGCUUUAAAAAGCUUUACUGGUGUGCAUUUUGAGACCAAACAAGGGCACGUAUAUAAUUAAAAAAAAUUCACUACAAGCCAUUUUCAGUUUUGACAACUCUAACAUUUACUUCAAUCGUAAACCCUGUCUGAGAGUAGAGGUCAACCGAUAUUGGAUUUUGCUGAUAAUGUUAACUAAUGUGGUCAGUACCCACCUAUACCGAUUAAUUACCGACAGAUUUUUAAUGGUUUAUUUAAACAAAAAAUACACAAGGUAAAUUAGCAAUGAAGUGUAUCACAUCAAAGAACACGUUGCUUGAACCACUAAACUAUAUUUUUGAUUUAUUUGAACUGUAUGAUUUAAACAAAACUUUAAGUAGGUAAUUUCUAAAAUGUUAAUAAUUUAAAACAUUCUUGGCACCAGACUAGCAGAAUGACGGAUCCAUUGUAAUAGUUUACAAUAUAUACUGUUCUGUUCACAUGCGCGCACACACACACACAAUACAGACAAAUGCAUAUCCAUAGUUACAAUAAUACCAUUUAAACAUUUCUGCGUGUAUUUUUGUCACCAUGUUAUAACUUUUUAAGCUAACGUUAAAAGGCUGCUAAUGUUAGCGCGCUCUCAGCCCUGUCGGCAAAAAUAUUGCUUUUCCCCAUUGAAUGCAGCAUCCAUAGUCAAUAACUUCUUAACAUCAUGUUUACUGCAACUGGCUCUAUUGUCAUUGUGAAACUUUUAUACCCCUAUCUGAUGUACUCCGCUCCCCCAAACCAAACAGGCUGUCUGUUUAAUUUCCACCUCUAGAGGUCGCUGUUUUACACUUUACUUGGAACUCUCCACCUUCAUAUCACAGUAGAGCUUUCCCUACUGCGUCUGGAUCAAGCUCAACCGGGAGAAACUAUCGGUGGGGAUUAUUGCCGAUAGCUCAAAUUAUCGCUAUCGGUUCCGAUUAAUCGGCAAAAACGAUGAAUCGGUUGACCUUUAGAGUUUUUGGCUUCAUUCAACUUAAGGAUAUCACCCAGCACCCGAUAUAAUACACAAAUACUUCAAAACACCUUCCAUUAUUAGCAAACGGUGGAUAAAUCCUUGAAAAUGUUCAUAUGAGCCCAUCAAAUCACAGAGAUGGCGAUUCGCAGGCUUAAGAUCACAGACAACCUCUGCAAUUAAUACAAAUGACUAGAGGUCCCCAGGUAAUACUAAUCAUGUGUGAAUUGUGCUCAGGGCACAUCAAGAGUUCUGUAACAAAGCAAUAGUGACGCAUAGUACAAAUAUGUUUUACUCACAUAAGAUUGCUGCGCCAUUCCUAUUGGAUCCAAUACUGAAGGCACAGCGAUGCUUUUUAAUUUAGUCUCUCCACAAAUUCAGUGUUGUUCACGAAGGAAUCCUCGGUGAAACGAAAUUAACAAAUGCUUCAUAUUUUCCUCGCGUGAGCUGGAACGUCUUUCUGUUCCUGAAAAUCAUAGCGCCUCAGCGGACCUCAGCCAUAACUUUUGUUACAUACACAAGAUAUGAGCAAAAUAAAUACUGAUUUGGAAAGGGCUUGAACAUGGUAUCAAAAACUGUUAUCUGUGAACAUAAACAUUAAAAGAUAUAUAAAAAAAACUAUGGCUUAAUUGGGCAUUUGGUUGUAUUAAAAUACAAGUUCCGCCUGAUGAUGUCACGAACAUACUCAUUACCACCUAAUGCCACCUUGCACCGUAGUGAGAGCCUGUCAUUCAAAAUGAUGGACAAUUAAAAAUUAUAGCGCAACCUGUGGUGUGUACGUUUGAAGAUGCGUGUGCUGCAAGUGAGCAGCCUAAUGCUGUCAGUUAAACAGAGUGGAUGUAGCCGUGGAUGAUGAAAAGAACGAUUGACAACUUUUUCGUGAAUAAUGUUAAGUUAAGGCCUGAUCCGUCCGAAAUUCAUAAGCAAUGCUCUGACACGAAGCCAUCAACCUCCCAGGUUAUGUCAAGCCCUGGUCCAUUUAUCUGGAGAUCUUUUAAGUUAGGGUUAGGGUUAUUAGUUAAAUGCGAUGCAGUCGAAAAUUUGGGUGCACCUACGUUUUGUAAGAAAAGAAGUUAGGCUAACCAGUCUAACCAGCGUAAAAAGUCAGUCUAGAGCCCUGGAAGCGAGUCUAUUCUUUCCAACUAGGAUGACAAAAUACUUAGAUAUCUUUAACGGUAUGUUUGUUCAUUGCUUGGUCGCUCUAUCUGAUGGGCUGGGCUAGAUAAGUAUUCGUUGAUAUUUUUCUAUAGAGGUGGUGAUCAACCAAUCAAAGAUAAAUGCAUUCCAGAACCUGCCGUUCGCUGGGCCUGGUGUCAAUAACAGAUGUAAUCUCAGUAACAAGGGCGUUGUCAGUUCUAACACUUAUAUGAUGUUCGUGUGAAUACGAUUCCCUCUUAUAUAACAAGAGCUUGGGUUAAAAUUGUGAUUUUUAUUCAUGCCUCCUUUUAAACCGUUCUUCCAAAUAUGGUGGUGAGCUCAUUUUGGUGAGUGGUCAAAUGUCUCUCUGCAUCAUCUCAGUGAGCGGCAGAAGUAGCACAUUCAUCACCAAACCGCAGCCAACAUAAACGAUUGUUUGUUUCCUUUACUAUAAAACACAUCCAGCUUUUCAUCUGAAAAAUCACGGACAACAAAACAAGAUAGUGGCCUUUAGGAAGGGAACGGGAUGUUUUACAGAGUGUCUCUGUUAAGUGUUUGUGUUGUUUGUCUUUGUCUGUAUAGUGUUUGCCCAACAUCACUGUCAUUUCUCUCCGCUCUUCUGAUGAUGUGCUCAAAUCUGAGAGACAGACUGGAGCAUUUCUAAAUACAAGAGAUGGAAAAUACCCCUGAUAGACGUGAAGUUUUUAUUCAUCAUCUCUUUUCAGUGUGUUGAAUUGUAGAAAUACAAAUGGUUUCAAUGUACAUUAUUCUGACUAACAUGUUUGUUUCUCAAAUUAAAUGCACAGAGAUUAUUUCCAGUCCUGAACCCAAGACCAGAGAUCAGUUCCUUCAGUACUCUCUUCAGCUGACACUGGAUCCAAACACACUGUAUAAACACCUCCGUCUGUCUGAGAGGAACCGAGUGAUCCAAUUCUCUCGCACAGACCAGCGGUACCCUGAUCAUCCAGACAGAUUCGACUGUUGUCAGGUGUUGUGUAAGGAAAGUGUGUCUCAACGCUCUUACUGGGAGAUCAAGUGGACUGGUGGUGUAGAUAUAUCAGUGGCAUAUAAGAGCAUCGGGAGGAAAGAAUUGGGCCAUGUGUGUCAUUUUGGACGUAAUGAUAAAUCCUGGAGAUUGUACUGCUCUGAAUCCAGAUUCUCGUUCAGUCAUAAUGACAAAUGGAUUAAUCUCCCUGUAGUGUCCAGCUCUGAUAGAAUCGGAGUGUAUGUGGAUGAGAGAGCAGGAACUUUGUCCUUCUACAGCGUCUCGGACACAAAUAUGACCCUCAUCCUCAGCAUCAACACCAUAUUCACUCAACCACUCUAUCCUGGAUUUGCAAUCGUUUCAAUUCAUUCCAAAGUGACACUCUGUGAUCUAAGAAUGUAGAUGAUUCAGAAAUUAAACAAAUUAUAUAAUUA